AUGGCGGCUAUCAGCGAGCAGUGGCCGGAGAUCGAGAAGGCGGAGAAGGAGAAGCGCCGCGAGCUGGUGUUCCAGGGUCCGGCUGUGGAUGACAAGCUGCGGGCGUGCGGCGGCCAGCUCCCCCCGGCUCUGUUCAGCCUCUCCCUCCUUAACUACCUGGAGGUGAGCGGGUGCCCGGAGCUGCGGGAGCUGGGUGACGGCGUGGGGCGGCUCUCCCACGUGCAGAGCCUGGUGCUGUGCCGCAAUAAGCUGCAGAGGAUCCCCCCGGCCCUGGGCGAGCUCAGAGCCCUGCGGGUCCUCGAUGUGUCCGGGAACGAGCUGGAGGAGCUGCCGGCGGAGAUCGCUCAGCUGUCCGACCUCUGCACCCUGAAUGUCAGCUGCAACCGGCUGCGGGAGCUCCCUGCCGGGCUGGAGCGAUGUACUAAGAUCGCCGGGCUCAACCUGUCUAAGAACUGCAUCACCGAAUUCCCUCCCGGGUUCCUGUGCUCCCAGCUGGCCCUGCUGGCCUCUAUAUCGGCUGCAGACAACCGAAUCCAGGAGCUGGGGGAGGAGAUCGGCCUCCUGCAAGGGCUAAAGGUACCGGCCACUUACCGCAGCCAGUGACUUACAAACAGCAGCUAACCAGCUGUGGCCUGAUUCAUGUCACCUCCCCUGGAAAAUGAGUAUUUCAUAAAGAUUAUAUUUCAUAAAGAUAGAAACUUUUUAUAAAAUACUCAUUUUGAAGAAAGUAAAUCUCACCUUUACCUGCGCGACCGGACACUAGACCCCCAGACGGUGACAGCGCCGCUAUAGAACUCUAACCACCAUAAUCACUAAAACCCACAGUAGUGGUUAUGAUGUGAGAAGUAUUUUGGCGCUGUUCCUCAGUUUUACAAUGGUUUUACUACUUGUAGGGAUUCUCUAGUGCCAGGAAAACAAACUUGUUUUCCUGGCUCUAGAAAAUCCUUGCUUGCCCCCCAUUCCACGCCGCUGAAGGGGUUAAAACCCCCUUCUGACACUUACCUGAAUCCGGCGCCGGCAGGGGAGAUAUAAUGCGUGGCUAUGGUCACGCACGUAUUAGUCACCCCAUAGGAAAACAUUAUCCAAUUAUUUCCCAUGGGGAUUCCGGCGAUAGGGUGACAACGACCAAAAGUAGUCUAUGAAGCUGUAAGUCCCUCUAGUGGCUGUCUGGUAGACAGCCACUAGAGGACUUAACCCUGCAAGGUAAUUAUUGCAGUUUAUGAAAACCAGCUUAAGGAUGAUGGGAAUUGGCACCCAGACCACUUCAAUGAGCUGAAGUGGUCUGGGUGUCUACAGUGUCCCUUUAACUGGUAGUCAGGCACCAGGUCUCUUUUGAAGCACUGUUUGUGAAGCUGAAUGCUGAUCCUGCCAUUCAUUUAUUAGCUGAGAGUGGCAACUCUCAGCCAAUGAAUGAGAUCCUGUGGAUCGAAAUCUGUACAGGGUGGCUAAUGACACUGCCAGAAGUGGAGUUGCGCCUCCAGCAGCAAAGUGGUUAAGCUCUGCAUGUGCAGUGUUCCAAAGUGAAACAUACAGACUGCUGGUACCAUGACCACUUCAAAUCACUUUAGUGAUUGCAGAGCAUGCAUGUGUAUCAGUUUUGUUCAGCUUGGUUAUUGAGCCUAAAUUUCGCAAUUUGUAUUUACAUUAAAGCCCAGUGAAUUCUGACUUACACUGUAUAUUUUUGCACAACUCUUCGUAGGUGUUUAGCAAACUCUGCCCUGUGUAAGAUACAAUAAAACUAUCAGUCGCUUUAGCUUUUAUUUGUAUUUUCAGAGUCUGGAUCUCUCCAACAACCAACUCACUGACAUCCCUUGUGAGUUGGCAGAUUGCAGUAAGUUGAAAGAAAUAAACUUCACGGGCAACAAGCUUAAAGACAAACGCUUGGAAAAGAUGGUAAAUGGCUGUCAAACAAAGUCUGUAUUGGAUUAUCUACGGGUUGGAGGACGUGGAGGAGGAAAAGGAAAAAAGACAGAAAAUGCUGUAAAGGAAGACGUGAAAGACAAAAAGAAAAAGCGAGAGCGUAAACCAAAGAAAGAUAACGGAGGAGAUGAAGAUGACCCUGAUGAAGAGUUGAAUAAAAUGAUGCUAAAAAUCCUGCAUAUUUCAGAGAACUCAUCGCCACUCAUUGUAAAAGCAAGUGCCAGCACAAAGGACGUUCGGCAAUACAUCGUGUGCUGUGUGGUCAGAGGAAUGAACUUGAAACCUGGCAAUGCUCUAAAACGGUUCCUAGCUGCACAGGUAAUUCUUGUAGACCUAUAG
This is a messenger RNA of Pelobates cultripes (western spadefoot toad), 2259 nucleotides long. The record is from the annotation of a GenBank genome assembly. NCBI's taxonomy places the organism in Eukaryota, Metazoa, Chordata, Amphibia, Anura, Pelobatidae.